CUGUCAAAAUACACAGCGAAUAGAAGAGGAGACAAUCGAAAAAGUCAUCAAAUAGAGAAAACAAAUUAGCUGCUGAAAAAAUUGUUGCAACUACACAGCGCAAUUAUUGGCAUCGUAAAAAUAGAAGAACCCUGCUAAAAUUAUACUUACGUAAGUCUGUGAAUUGAAAGCGUUCGAGAUAAAAUAAGAAAUUGCUUAAAACGCAAUGGCUCAGAACAUCAGUCCAGAGCACAGCGGCGUAGACACGGCCAAACAAGGUUCCAACUCCUGUGCAGCAAAGCAUGGUCAUGCAGUUAGUAAACGUCUUCAAAAGGAGCUAAUGAACCUUAUGAUGACCACGGAAAAGGGUAUUUCAGCAUUUCCCGAUGGCGAAAAUAUAUUUAAGUGGAUUGGUACAAUAUCUGGUCCCGCCAACACUGUGUAUAUGGGUCAAAAAUAUCGUCUUUCACUAGAGUUUCCAAAUUCCUAUCCAUACGCACCACCAGCAGUAAAAUUUCUCACAUCAUGUUUCCAUCCGAAUGUUGAUCUAGCUGGCAGCAUAUGUUUGGAUAUAUUGAAAGAUAAGUGGUCUGCACUAUAUGAUGUACGCACAAUCCUGCUAUCCAUUCAGUCACUAUUGGGCGAGCCUAAUAAUGACAGUCCGCUUAACGCCCAGGCGGCAAUGAUGUGGGCGGAUCAAGUUGAGUACAAAAAAUACCUGGAUGCCUUCUACGAAAAACACAAGGACACAUAAAUUCUUAGAUCUUUAAAUGAUGGAGAGCAUUGCGAUAGACACUUUGAUUGAGAAUAACAACUUACAUAUGUAUUGUACCUAACUGUCGGGUAGUGGUGUUCUCGUAAGGAUGGCUAAUGUCAACGAAAGAGUCUUCGCUGUGCCGCUCGCACAACACAUUCAUACAUUUAGUAGUACACUACCAGUCUCUGCAUUACUAUGAAAUCCAUCUAUAAUCGACUUUAUUUUGUAGUUCAAAAAGUUUCUAAGAUUUGUUGUCAGUUCACUACCGACGCUGCCACCGUGAGCCUGAGAGCAAACACAAACAAGUAACGUCGCUUACUAAGAGAUAUGCGCUAUUUAUAAGAACAUUUUAAGUAGGUUUAAUUCAAUUUUUUUAACACUGCUUUCAUGUAAUUAUUUUGCUAUUAUUUAGUAUUUAAAAGUUUGUUCAUAUCUUAUACAUGGUACAAUCCCAUUUACACAAUGAUUCUGAUUUAGAUAUAUUUAUGUAAAAACAAUGAUGCGGCAGUUCAACAGCGUAACAGUCAAAUAGAUAAAUAAAUGUUUAUUUGUUAAUUA
This is a messenger RNA of Anastrepha obliqua, 1294 nucleotides long. It is a transcript of the gene vih, whose product is annotated as ubiquitin-conjugating enzyme E2 C. The transcript has 2 exons. NCBI's taxonomy places the organism in Eukaryota, Metazoa, Arthropoda, Insecta, Diptera, Tephritidae. The coding region runs from base 206 to 733 and encodes 175 amino acids. The record is from RefSeq and is a predicted model, not a curated record.